Oncorhynchus masou masou (cherry salmon) is the source of this 1711-nucleotide messenger RNA. Its product is annotated as diphosphoinositol polyphosphate phosphohydrolase 3-beta-like. Gene Ontology annotation, biological process: diadenosine hexaphosphate catabolic process; diphosphoinositol polyphosphate metabolic process; adenosine 5'-(hexahydrogen pentaphosphate) catabolic process. Lineage: Eukaryota; Metazoa; Chordata; Actinopteri; Salmoniformes; Salmonidae. The record is from RefSeq and is a predicted model, not a curated record. The coding region runs from base 245 to 802 and encodes 185 amino acids. Gene Ontology annotation, cellular component: nucleus; cytoplasm. The transcript has 5 exons. Gene Ontology annotation, molecular function: bis(5'-adenosyl)-pentaphosphatase activity; endopolyphosphatase activity; bis(5'-adenosyl)-hexaphosphatase activity.
GGAAUAUGUGUGUUGACAACGGCAACCAGCAUGUUCGGCAGGCAACACUCCGGGAUAUGCGAUGCUUGUAUGCGAAUAGAUGAAUAACGUUUAAAUUGGAUUGCCUGAAGAUUUCUUUGGAGAUAUUGUGUGCGUGGUUUCUUGUUUCUCUCUUGGCCUAGUAAAGGCACUUGACUUGAUCUGGUUAGAUCCCCCAUUCACACCACCUUUCGUAUUUCCUUGGAGCACGGAGAUUGCAGAAUAUAUGAUGAAGUUUAAACCCAACCAGACGAGGACUUAUGAUGGUGAAGGUUUCAAGAGACGAGCGGCAUGUUUAUGCUUCAAGAAUGAAAAAGAGGACGAGGUGUUGCUGGUGAGCAGCAGUCGGCACCCGGACCAGUGGAUAGUACCAGGAGGAGGGAUGGAGCCUGAGGAGGAGCCGUGUGGAGCUGCAGUCAGAGAGGUGUACGAAGAAGCUGGUGUAAAGGGGAAACUUGGCAGGCUACUGGGGGUUUUUGAGCACAACCAGGACAGGAAACACAGGACAUACGUCUAUGUCCUGACUGUGACAGAGACCUUGGAGGACUGGGAGGAUUCUGUCAACAUCGGUAGGAAACGGAAGUGGUUCAAUAUCGACGAGGCUAUCCGGGUGCUGCAAAGCCACAAGCCUGUCCACGCAGAGUACCUGCGCCGACUCACAGCCACUUGUAAUCCCACAUGCAGCUCCACCUGUUGCGGCCCCACCAAUGGCAACACCUGGGUGUUCCCCAUGACGGACGACAAUGCCCCUGACUACGUCAACUCCACCACAGGGGACAGAUAGAGGACCUCCCUUGGUCAACAGAUAGGACAGAUAGGAUAGCCGCCAUCAGAGGAACCAGCAUCAUAAGAGGACCUAGCCUAGGUGCCAGUCGGUUUCUGCUGUCCUGCCAACUCCUUGUGGACUUGUCAUGUUUGGCUUGACAAUGACAGUAAUGGAGUAUGGCAAGAGCACAAACUGAUCUGGGACCAAGCCAAGGAGGACCCAGGAGGACUCUAGAGUGGAAGUACCCAGAAUAGACAUUUGGCAUGGAUUCCUUUCUGUGUUGAUUCUUAAUUUGUAUGCUAUGAACUUUCUAAGUUAAAAGGAAUUCAUUAUUUUAUUAGGGGGCAUGAAGAGUGUUAAAAUGUGUCAAAUGGAUAUUCAAUAAUUUUCUUUGUAUAUUGUUUUUAUCAACUCAUCAGACAAAUAAGGAUAUAUAUUAUUAAUAAAAACUGGAUCUUAAAGCUAAUCUCUGUUAAUGAGAUCCAUUAGUCAUCAGCUUUCUAUCAUUAGAAUGACGUCAACCUCUGAAAAGGUACUUUGUUUCAAGUUAUUCUUACAAGUCCAUCUUACAUUUUGAUUAUAUAAGGUCAAAGACUACAGUCUAUGGUCAGAGUGCAGCACUUUGGUGAACUGCUUUCUGCUUGAAGUAGCUCUGCCAAUAGAGGGUAGUGUUACCUCUGGAAAGGCUUAUUUCCUUUAUGUCAAAACCCCAAAUGCAGCUGAGGAUGGAAACCUUUGUCAGGGUGCCAGAACAUAAUUAUUUAGUAUUUAUUAGGACCCCCACUUAGCUGCUGUUGAGGCAGUGGCUGCUCUUCCUGGGGUCCAAACAGGAAACAACUCAAAUAAAAUGCAUAAAAUAAAAAAUAAAAUCAUAUAUACACAAUACUUGUAUUCACACCCUCUCACUUUUUACACUUUUUUUGUUAC